This is a messenger RNA of Bactrocera dorsalis (oriental fruit fly), 3113 nucleotides long. It is a transcript of the gene Tdrd3, whose product is annotated as tudor domain-containing protein 3. Lineage: Eukaryota; Metazoa; Arthropoda; Insecta; Diptera; Tephritidae. Gene Ontology annotation, cellular component: cytoplasm; nucleus. The coding region runs from base 123 to 2702 and encodes 859 amino acids. The record is from RefSeq and is a predicted model, not a curated record. Gene Ontology annotation, molecular function: RNA binding; protein binding. Gene Ontology annotation, biological process: mRNA processing. The transcript is spliced from 5 exons.
CUUUUAUUGCACAUUUGUAUAUGGUGUGAAAUCUAUUAUUACACCCUCACAUUUUCGGUUGUAUUUCUUUAGUGUGUAUUUUCAACAACUUUUAAGGAUUUGCAGAAUAUCAUUGUUAAAAAAUGGAGUUGGGUAAAAAGUUAUUGGAACAAGGCUGGUACAUAACUGAUGAAGGCCUUAAAAAAGUUAUUGCUGCAGCCUCUAAUGGAGAUGGUACGGAAGUCAAUGAUGUUCGAAAAGUAAUUUCUGUCAUAAUGAAUAUGGAUUUACGAGAAAUCGGUGGCGGCGCUCUUCCAAUUAAAAAAGACAAUAGUAUUCCUGGUCGAAUUGUUCUCCAAUUGCAAAAGACAAGAAAUAUAUCUGCGCCAAAAUCAAAUGAAGAAUCCAAAACCUGUCCAAGGUUUUUACAAUUGGAGCUGACUGACGGUCAAACCACAAUUCAUGCCUUAGAACUAGAAAAUAUUUCGACAUUGAAUAUGAACUUACCACCGGGAACAAAAAUUUAUUUUCGUUCCGAACGGCUUAAUUUAAUGCAAAAUUUUUUGAUUCUACGUUCGUCAGAACUACAGGUUUUAGGUGGUCGUGUUGAGGCACUGGUGGAAAAAUGGGAGCUGGCACGUUCUAUGUUAAAAUAUGCCAAAAGCGGACGUAGAAUGAGCGGAGCUAAUGGUCCACCACCAUGGAUACCGUUUGGAAAAAAACUAGAAAAUUCACUAUCAAAUGAGCGUAACUUUAAAAGUUUACAAGCUGCAGGAUCAGAGGGAAAAGAAACAAAAGAGAACGAGGAGUUUAAUGCAAUGCGUAACGAAGCAAUAGCUGAAGCAAGUAAAACGGGAUCGAAAAAGAUCUUUGGCGGGGGCGGACAACAAAUGCUGGAUCAUAAUGUUAAAAAAAUACUUGAAAAAGGUUUUAGUGAAGAAGAUGCGAAACAGGUUUUGCGUACAACUAAUAAUAAUUUAGAACGUGCCCUUUAUAACUUAAAACGUCGAGGAGAAGUCAAAAGAGCGGAAGAAAAUGGGAAUGAAAGUGGAAAUUUCAGAAAUACUCAAGCUGGUACAUUUAUAUCUUCGAAGAAUAAUCGAGGAGUCCCAACACGAGAAAUGGGACCUGGAAAACGAGGAGGGCCAUUAGUAAAAGAGGAUGCUAAUGUAGCGAAACCAGCCGGAAAUGUAUCCCUCUUUGAUUUUUUGACUGAUAAAUUACCAGUAGAUAUUGGAUCGAAUAGCAAUCCAGCCAAUUCAACAUUUACUACGAAUAUUCCUGACGAGCCGACAAAGUCAAAUAAAUUUGAAAAAUAUAAGAAAGAAGCACCCAAACCUAGUGGUACUGAAAAGAAAAUAACUGAAAGCAUUGUUCAGACUAAUUCUAACACAAUGCAUGCAAGGUUUGAAAAUACGAUGUCUAGCAGUUUUGCCGCUAACCGCUCGACUGGACAAGUAAAUGUACGUCAGAGAACUGAUCGCGGUAAUACUAGGGGAGGACGUAGUUUUAAUGAAAGGACGAAGAAUACCCCGACUUUUAAUCCUUUUAAAGAACCUGGAAAUGAUCGUAAUAACGAUAAUGUUCGUUCUUCUGGUUGCAUCUCAAAUCUAAAUACAAACCAAGGUCGUAAUAACCGGGUAUCGUAUGAACGAGGAAAAAAUACUAAUACUUCCAAUGGAGAUUUACCAGAAACUGAAAUUAAUUAUGCAAACAAGCGAGGAAAUGAAAAACAGCAACAGCAGAGAAAUCCUGGAGGAGCAGAAUAUAUUGGCGGAAACAAUGAAAACAGAAGCCGAUUUGCCAAUAAACGUGAAAAUAGCAAUCAACGUCAAAAUAAUAAUACUGAUAGUAAAAAUAGUAGUGCAACUAAAAGUACUGCCAGAGUAAGCAACAGCAGUAAUACCAGCCAAAUAAAUAAAUUAAUUGAAGACACCUCCAAAUUAAAAAUUUCUGAUCUCGGUCGUAGUCCCGGUAGCACAACUGGGGAAGCUUGCUCUAACUUGCAAAUAUCUCCGAACACAUCACAAAAUGUCGGACCGAGUCAGCAAACUAAUCAAAUGGAAAGCACUACGCAAGCUAAUGAUGGUUUUUCUUACGACACAAGUAAAAUAAUUGGUUUUCAAAACAAAAAAACUAAUGAAUUUGCUAUGACCUUGUUAAAGAGCCAAGGUCUAGUUUCAUCAAAGCCAGCUUUAUAUGCUCAACUGCAACAGCAACCUUCGUCAUCCCGGUUACAAGCACCGUUUCAUAUGAAUUCGUAUGUUUCCUCUACAAGUGACUAUUCGCUACCCACCCCACCGACAGAAUCAACUGUAGCACCAAUUCCAAGUCAUUUUGGAAUGGUACAAGGUGAUGGCUGGCAGUGGAAGAUUGGAGAUCUUUGUUUUGCUAAAUACUGGGAUGAUGGACGGUAUUAUGAAGCAGAAGUAACCGCGGUGUCCGAGAAAACAUGUGUAGUAUUUUACCUUGGAUAUGGAAACCACGAAGAAGUUUUAAAGUCUGAUUGUCUGCCAAUAACCGAUGGCAAUCAUUGUCCUGUGAAUAAUUAUAACAGUUCUUUGCCUUAUCAGCAAUCAUUUCCAGGAAAAUCCAAUGCAAUAGCUCCAAUUCAUUCAUCUCAACAAAUCCAACAGGGUGCGUAUCAACGCGGUGGAACGGGCACUCACCGUUUUCGAGGUGAGAGGCAAAUGUAUGUGCCACCACACAAACGGGAAAAUUGACAUGUAUUAAAAUGUGAAUAAUAAAUGUGUUACAUUUAUUAAAUUGACCACUGUUAAAUAAAUAUUCACAUUAUAUAAAAACUAUAGAUUAAUUAUGUCCAUAGAAGACGGGCGAGUUAGAUUACUUCAAAGGGCUUUUCAUAAAAAAAAUAAGAAAAAUAAUGUUACCAAAAUCAUGUAUACAUCAGAAUUAUUAAAUUAUGUAAAAAUUGUUCAAAUAUAUUAAUUAGAACUCGUUCAAUAUAAUUUCAAUAAGACUAUUAUAAACUUUGAAUCUAAAUUUAAAAAAAUAUGUGUAUUCCGUAAAAUAAAACUCGAUCCAAUUGAUUUAUAAAUACUACAUGAUAACGAUUAACCUAGAUGGCAUAAAAUACAAAACAAAUAAAGUGAAUUGGUAGAAGUCAAGGAAAA